Myripristis murdjan (pinecone soldierfish) is the source of this 1071-nucleotide messenger RNA. It is a transcript of the gene ahsga, whose product is annotated as alpha-2-HS-glycoprotein 2. Gene Ontology annotation, molecular function: cysteine-type endopeptidase inhibitor activity. The record is from RefSeq and is a predicted model, not a curated record. Gene Ontology annotation, cellular component: extracellular matrix; blood microparticle; extracellular region. The coding region runs from base 1 to 1071 and encodes 356 amino acids. Lineage: Eukaryota; Metazoa; Chordata; Actinopteri; Holocentriformes; Holocentridae. The transcript is spliced from 7 exons. Gene Ontology annotation, biological process: negative regulation of endopeptidase activity.
AUGAAUCUCCUUUGUGUUACUGUGGUUCUGGGACUCUUAGCGGGGGCAUGGGCUCAAGUGAUGCCCGCUGUGGACCGACCUGCUUGUGACUCUCCUGAGGCAGAGGCCGCCGCUUUGGUGGCCCAGGAUUACCUCAAUGCCCAGCACAAACACGGCUACAAGUAUGCUCUGAACAGGAUUGAGGACAUCAAAAUUAUUUCCACGCCUGCUGGCGAUGUAACAUAUGUCAUGGAAGUUGACCUGCUGGAGACAGACUGUCAUGUGUUGGAUCCCACACCUGUUGCCAACUGCACAGUCAGACCCAAGGUUCUUACGGCAGUAGAGGGAGACUGUGACGUGGUGCUGAAGAACGUUGGUGGAGCUCUGACUGUCACAGCAUUCAAGUGUAAAACAGAGGAAUCAACAGAGGACAUAUGCUUAGGCUGCCCUACCCUCCUUCCUCUGAAUGACACCAAUGCCCUAGACUUGGUCCAUGCCUCUCUGGCACACUACAACAACAAUUCAAUCAAUGCGACCUACAUGCUUCUGGAGGUUGGAAGGUUAACAUCACAGAUUGUGUCUGGUGGGCCCGCUUAUAAAGCAGAAUUUGUCAUAGUUGAGGGUAAUUGCACUAACGAUGCAUGUGAGCCCCUGAAUGACAUUAUGGCUACACACGGAUUUUGCACUGCAAGUAGUUCAAGUGCUACGGUGGACUGCAAGAUCUUUCCCAACAUGAUGGAGCUUGUAGACAGCAAUAACACUGUAGCAGAAUCACCAAUGGUCCAUACAGACAGCCUGACAUUCAAGCAUGGUCUGAAACACCACAAGCUCACCCGCUUCCAUAACCCUGAGCUCAACACCCUCCUAUCUGCAGAGUCAUUAGAGUCAGCUGAAGUGGUGCCUGUGGCCCCAGCAGUGUCUGUAGUUGCUGGAGCCAGUCCAGCCUCAGACCCCUCAACCAGUGUUGAGGCUCCUGUUGUUGUGGUUAAGAGACAGGCUCCUUCUCCUGAAAUGAUGGGUGACCCUGCUGGCCCUCCGGUAGCACCCAUUUCUCUUGUGCCAUUAUGCCCAGGGAAGAUCAGGUUCUUCUAA